AUGGCUCAUCCCAUAUAUGAAGCAGCACUUGCACUGGAAAUUGGCCUCUUUCUUAGUUAUUUAUCCUGGGCUUUCGGUCUGGUCCUAGCAAACAGCAGGUCCUGGCGUGUGUGCGAAUUUGACAGCACCAUCGUUCCCGUCGUGUUCAUUGGACUUUGGGAAGCUUUUUAUUUUCAAAUUUUUAACAUCUGUGGUUCUCCGGUUGAGUUGCCAGUAUACAGUCAGAUCAACAUGAGCUGGGUCAUUUCCAGUGAAAUUGCGUACGGCCAGGACCUGAUGUUGCUGGAUAAUUUUAUGAAAUCAGUAGCCCUAGUUUUCAGCUCGGUGGCCCUUUUGGUCAGCUGGAUCGAUGGCCCGUACCCAGACUUCCUCCGAUCAUGUUACAACAAGGCCGCCAUCUUUCUUUUCCUCAGUUGUGCUUGUACCGUAGCUACAGUGAGUUGGAAUUUUGCUGUGGACUUUUUUGGCCAAACCACCCUUAACUUUCCACAAAACUUUCCUAUUGAUAAAGAUAUACUAAUGAGGAAAUGCCUCUCCUAUGUGUUCCCACUAGGAAUCAUGACCGCUUUCCUGUCACUAAUAGGUUCUACCAUGUUCCUCUACAAACAACCCAAUUUAAAAAUGGACAAA
Choloepus didactylus (southern two-toed sloth) is the source of this 630-nucleotide messenger RNA. RefSeq lists its product as uncharacterized. NCBI's taxonomy places the organism in Eukaryota, Metazoa, Chordata, Mammalia, Pilosa, Megalonychidae. The transcript is spliced from 3 exons. The annotation marks the transcript as partial. The record is from RefSeq and is a predicted model, not a curated record.